AUGGACACCCGCUGUGUAGCUUUCGUUCUCAAGGAGUUCCCAGAUGUGGCACAGGUUGCAAGAGCUAUUUUCACGAUGAGGAUGUCCAACGAAGGGAUGGAUCUCCAAGUGGCAUUUGAACCCCAGAAAGCGGCGAGAAUGGAGAUCGGGGUGCUUAGCUAUGCGGAGAGCAUCAAGGGCGAGGACGAAGAAGCGUAUGUCCAAGUCUACUUUCUCUGCUGUGGCAUCGUCUAUAAUGCAGCUGCGACCGAGAGGGCUGAUCUGCGAACUUUGAGAAGCGAGUUGUACGAGCUCGUGGAAAAUGUGCUGGCAAACUGUCAGAGCAAAGAGCGGAUCGAUGUGGCAACUCGGCUCCUUUAUCUAACACUAAAAGAAAAUGAGGACAUCUUACAGCUCUCGGACUACUCAUCCCUUGAAUCCUCAUUACUUGCCUUGUACUCCUUGGGAAACCAAGUUGGCGGAGCACUCCAGCGCUUCAUCCUCUUUGCGGCGCAGCAAUUUUGGAGAAACGAGCUUCACCAUCUCUCGGCGGAACAGAUGCAUGCGGCUCUCACCGACCGUUUCGAGGCCGACGAAGGCGCUGUGCGAAGGAGCGUUCAGCUGCGCAAAGUCUUUUCAACUCCGUCAGAAGAAAGCUGCGGAGCACAUUACGUUUUUGUACGUAAAGCGACGCAGAAAGCGCGCAAGGAGCGAGCGGACAGCGUGGAUCUGGAAACCUCCAACCUGCCACUCAAGCAACGCCACGUGUAUGUGGAGCGCAGAAAAUGCUCAAACACUCGAUGCCGCAUGAUCGAAAGCGUAGCUGGCUCGUACAAGAAGUGCGGAAGAUGCAAGAUUGCGGUGUACUGCAGCAGGGAGUGCCAGAAGCUGGCGUGGAAAGAAGGGCACAAGGAGCUGUGCCGCUGA
Molecule: messenger RNA, 906 nt
Organism: Klebsormidium nitens
Lineage: Eukaryota; Viridiplantae; Streptophyta; Klebsormidiophyceae; Klebsormidiales; Klebsormidiaceae
Source: the annotation of a GenBank genome assembly